AUUUCCACGGUACCCUCUUUCGAAGAUCACCAUCCGCCGUUCCCUCUCCUCGACAAACGCCAAGCAUACCCGACUGGAGAGUCCAGCCAGCAGCGAGCUCGAGGGCAGCCAUGGCCUGGGGAGGAAAAUCCGCCCGUGUCGAGGUGAAGGCCUCCGUCUUUAGACAGCUACUACCGCUAUUCAUCCUGUUCGCCGUCUUAGGCGGCGUCGCCUUCGUCGUCUACCAGAUCUACCUCAGCGUGACCAAGAUCCGCGACAACGCGGAGCGAAGCAUGGCCAAGAAGAACAUGAUGUGGACCAAGGACGGUCUCAAGGUUGGCGUACAGCACGUUGAGCAGGAGAAAUACAUCGACGCGACGCAGAAUUGGGUCGUCAAGGCCUGGAAUAUGGGGAACCCCCCGCCCGUCAAGAGAAAAUAAUGAUCAAGAUCGGUAUACACGACGCUUUCAACGAGAUUUCGGGGUUCUAGGGACGUCUUGAGUCGUCGUAUCCUACGCUAACCCGCACGCCGCGAUCGAGCUAUCGGCCAGACAACGCGGUGGGAUUUAAUACGCUCGCUUCCCACGCACGGCGUAUUGGACAUGCGAAGGGAGGACGGUUUGUGACGCAAAGCAUAGAGCGCAAAAAAAAAAAAAAAAC
Molecule: messenger RNA, 639 nt
Organism: Durotheca rogersii
Lineage: Eukaryota; Fungi; Ascomycota; Sordariomycetes; Xylariales; Xylariaceae
Exons: 4
Coding region: 111-419 (102 amino acids)
Source: RefSeq, a predicted model, not a curated record